UCGUCAAUUAGACGUAAAGUUCAUUUUGAUGCAAUUAUUAUAGCAUCAACUUUGUUAUUGGACCUUCUUGAAGAAACACUUAUCGUAGAGAUGGCCUCAUGCUUAAUCUACAUUGGUAGACUCCUUUUCUUCGCCUUGGUAGGCCUCCAGGCUUACUCGUUGGCUUCGUAUCCUGCAGAAUACAAACACAAAGAUAGUUUCUAUGGAUUGGUUGUCCUGUACAUACCUGCAGCUGGUUUAUGGCUUUACAUCAUGUGCGACGACAAGAAAUUACAGUGGUUAUUUGCUGUCUGGACGUGCUAUAUCGUUGGGUUCGUAAUCUUCGUCGCGAUCAUAUUUGGAGGCGACGAACCGAUCGAAGAUAACCUCGACAAAGCGAAAUUCUUCGGUCCAAACAUUCUAAAGACGACACUUUGCCUUGCCCCACUGAUUCUGUUGUUACUUUUAAGUACAGGAACGAAUUCCAUCGUCUACCGAGACCUGAUCUGGCAGUUGUCUCUCCGAAUGGCGUUGGAUCUUUUCGAUGGAGUGGAAAUGCUGGAUGUCAUUAUUGAAGAGAAUGAAUUCAGCCAUGGUGUUUCCAAAGACUUUGAAAAAGCAAUGCUUGCAUUCGUCUGUAUCAGCUUUCUGCUGUCUCCAUUACAACUGGUCGAGAUAAAGAUAACAGGUUCCGGACGGUGGAAAUUUCGCAAAUGUACAGCCGGUUUGCGCACAAUCUUACAAAUAAUCUGUGUCAAUUGCGUGUUUUUAGGGCUUCGUAUGUAUCUAUGGCGGGGCUACGAGAAAGAGGCAUCCAUUUUUAUUGCUAAAAAUGCUAUUGUCAUUUGCCUAGGUCUCUUUGAGAUAUGUUCAAUCUGUGAGUGUUGUGGUUGUGACGAUUACUAAGCUAGAUUUUGAGUAAUCAGUAGAGUGCCUAUGAUCUGGAUAAUACUGUUGUAACGAAUUUGAGUGACGUUUGCUUUUCAAAUGGAGAAGGAAAUGUUAACGAAGUUUUUUCCUUUGUUAUUCAACAGCAGUUUUCUAUAUAUAUAUAUAUAUUCAUCCAUUAGAGUGAAUUUGUCAUAACCCGCUCGUUAUAUUCUAAUGAGUUUGUCACUAUAUUCUAAUGAGAGGAGCACUAAAGAACGGUUAUGAAGAUUUAGUCAAAUACGUUUUCACCGCUAAUAAUUUCCCCAUGAAAAUUCCCCAAUUAACCGAUGCUGCAAUAAGUUAUGAUUUUCUUCGGAUAGUUAAUUAAUUAUUUGCCCCUCCAAACAUUGUACUUUCUGUUUUUGGAAG
Molecule: messenger RNA, 1278 nt
Organism: Pocillopora verrucosa
Lineage: Eukaryota; Metazoa; Cnidaria; Anthozoa; Scleractinia; Pocilloporidae
Source: RefSeq, a predicted model, not a curated record